Molecule: messenger RNA, 847 nt
Organism: Carya illinoinensis
Lineage: Eukaryota; Viridiplantae; Streptophyta; Magnoliopsida; Fagales; Juglandaceae
Exons: 2
Coding region: 76-510 (144 amino acids)
Biological process (GO): mRNA processing
Source: RefSeq, a predicted model, not a curated record
GUGCAAGUGGCAUUUUGCUUGCCCUUAGAUCUUGGAUCAAAUAAAAGUCUCGUUUUGCAUCUCCUCUGCCCAACAAUGGCGAGCCGUCUACACAUGCUCACGAAAAAGACACCCUCUGUAAGAAUCCUCCCCUCCACCCUCAAAACCCCGCUAUUUCUUGAACCGGAUCCCCUUCUUAUUCCCAACCAAAACCAUCUUUGCACAAAAAAACAUCCAGAUAGAGAACAUGCUAACGAUCUAGAUUCUUUUUUGGGUCACUCUUUCAGAGCGAAGGUGGAAUCCCCUCAAAUACUGCGCUUUUUCCCCAGUUUUCCAUUUGGGUUUUGCUUAAACCCUGUUUUCUCAACUGGGUUUGAGCGAUUGGCGGUGCUCGAGGCUGAGGAUGUUGAACCGGUCGAUGAUGCGAGGAGGGUUUGGGCAGACAGUGUGAAGAAGAAGAGGAAGAAGAAGAUGAACAAACAUAAAUACAAGAAGCUCAGGAAGCGUCUUCGUCGCAAGGCUAGGUCGUAAUUGAAUUCAGUCAGCAGUGCUUUCCUGUAAAAAUUUUGUAACAGCCUAAGGAAGGCCUAAGCCACUCUGAGCCAUACUUCAAAAGGACAUGGUACAACUGGAGCCCCUUGAAAUUAUUAUAAAGAGCAAGAACAUCUCCCUCCAAAGCUAUGUGGGAUAUGAUUCACCCCCUAUACUCACUCAGUAUGAGAUAUCACAUUAUGGGGUUUGGGAGGAGGGGGGCACAUGCAUGGCUGCACAACUAGCUGAAUAUGUGUGUGUGUCACCAUAUACAUACAUAUACAAUAUAUUUCAUAUAUAUAUAUAUAUGCAUUUGUGAAUGGCAGGGUUGCACCAG